Messenger RNA from Paecilomyces variotii, 1535 nucleotides. Its product is annotated as putative 2-dehydropantoate 2-reductase family protein. The transcript is spliced from 4 exons. Gene Ontology annotation, cellular component: cytoplasm. Gene Ontology annotation, biological process: pantothenate biosynthetic process. The record is from RefSeq and is a predicted model, not a curated record. NCBI's taxonomy places the organism in Eukaryota, Fungi, Ascomycota, Eurotiomycetes, Eurotiales, Thermoascaceae. Gene Ontology annotation, molecular function: 2-dehydropantoate 2-reductase activity. Bases 306 to 1373 code for a protein of 355 amino acids.
CUGCGGGGUAUCUGAGAUUAUCAACCGUCUGUUAGUUAACUUGAUACUGCUAGCUAGUCAAGAUCUUCAUCUGUCAUUUCUAUCCUUUAGCGUACGUGAGGAAACUGUACAACCUCGCUGUCAUUGGCUUGUGAUGCCGAGGAUAUCGAGACGGAUAUACUUCUGAUCCUCUCAUUGGUUUGUUUCUUCUUCGCAUCUGUGGUAUUCAUUUAUUCUCCGAACAGUCUGCAGACGAAAAUCAACAAAAGCUCACACAAGAAGUGAAAAGAAAAGAAACUAGAUAUUCACAGAAUACAAAACACACAAUGACAACCGAUUCGAAGGCGCGCUGCCUUCUCGUCGGCGGCGGCGGAGUGGGCACAAUGGCCGCAUACAACCUCGAAGCUGGCGGUAAGGCGACAGUGACGGCAGUGCUGCGGUCGAAUUUCACAGCAGUCGAACGAGAUGGGUUCAAUAUCGAUUCGAUUGAUCACGGAAAGAUAGAAGGCUGGAGACCGACGGAGAUUCGAACCACAAUCCCCGAUAUCAAAACAGAUAAAGACAGUAAUAAUAAACCAUACGACUUCAUCAUCGUAACGACCAAAAACACACCCGAUAUCCCACCAUCCCUACCAUCUCUUCUCGCCCCGGCCGUAACGCCAGGACACACAAGCAUCAUGCUUCUCCAAAACGGGCUGAAUAUCGAAAAGCCCUUCUUCGCCGCUUUCCCAGAUCACCCUAUCCUAUCAGGCGUGUCUCUCAUUGGAGCAACUGAAACAUCACCAGGGAAAGUCCUCCAUGAUGAUCGAGAUCGUAUGAUCGUCGGGGCGUUUCCUCGUGCUACCUCCUCUCCAGACCCCUCCCCGAAAGACCACACAUCCGCCUCUCACUUCGUCGACAUCUACUCCGCCUCAGGCAAAGUCGUCUGCAACCUCACCACGAACGUAGGUCUAGUCCGCUGGCGCAAACUCGUCUACAACGCAAGCUACAACUCCAUCUGCGCCAUCACAGGCCUGGAUACGACCCGGAUGCGGUUCGCAGGCGAGCCUCUUCGUCAACUCAUCCGGCCAGCGAUGUGGGAGAUCAUAGCGACGGCUCGAGCGGCGGGGUAUCCGCUCCCGGAGGAAGAAGAGCUCGUGGAAAUGAUGGUGGAUGUUGAUCCGUGGACGUUCUUUAAGCCGAGUAUGUUGCAGGAUGUGGAGAAGAAUAACUUCACCGAAUUCGAAAACAUCGUUGGCGAACCCGUCCGCGAGGCACAGCGUCUAGGCGUCCCCACGCCAACGUUACAGGUCAUAUACGCCCUUUUGCAGACGAUGCAGUGGAAAACGAAGGAGAGUAGAGGUCUAUUUACCGUCCCGUCGGAACGGCCGGUGGGGUUUGUUCUUUCUAAAUGAGUAUUAUGUUUUGCUUAAAAUAGAUGGUGGUUAGGUAUCGUAACUAUACAGUAUUAUUUAUAUUAUGACCUUUUUAUCUUGCUUUAGAUGGGGAUAGAAGCUAGAAAUCGUAUAUAUCUGGGACUUUGUUUUCAAGUCCGAAUAAUGAUGUAUAUUUAGUUC